GCGUUCUUUUUUAAUUUCCCCCCAAUACCUCCGUCUCUCUCAUUCUGUCUCAAAGUCAAAGGGAAGAAAAUGAACAAGCAAAUACUCCGUCUCCGUGUAUAAAAAACUGAACCCUGAUUGAAAAGAGGGAAAUAGAGAAGAAGAAGAUCAAGAAAACAUGUCUUUUGAUUUGAAUUUAAAUCCAUCAUGUGGAGGUUGUGGAUCAACUUCUGAUCUUUAUGGAAGCAAUUGUAAGCAUAUGACACUCUGCUUCAACUGUGGAAAACGAAUGACUCAGAAUCGUGCUAAAUGUUCUGAUUGCGGGACUCAAAUCACUCGUUUGACAAGGGAUGAUGAUGAGGCUAAUGAAGAGGAGGGUGGUGGACUGAGCAAAUCUGGGAAGGAGUUAAAAACGCUGCUAGGACGUGCAGCUAGAAUAAACGAUUCAGAUGCCGAAGAUGCCAACGAUAAUGAUGAUGAAGCGGACGAUGAUAUGAGCAUGUCACCUGUGUUGGCUCCAAAAAAGAAGGAUACACAUACACCGAAAGAAGAACUUGUUGACACUACUGCAAAAGCAUCGCAUUCAGCAUCCACUCCUGGAACCCCAUCUACUACAUCCAAAUCUACAAAGCCUAAGAGAAAAGCAUCUGGAGAUCAUGCUAAAGUUGCCAAUAGUGCACCUUUGAAAACAGUGAAGAUGGAAACUGAUUCAGAGUCUUCUGCAAAAGAGGGGUCUGCAUCGGCUUCCAAAGGUAACAACGUUAUACCUUUGAAUCGUGUAGCUUCAUGGUGCGCCAAAGCUCCCGCAGACCCAUCUACUGGCCCUGUUACCGAGGAAGAAAUCAGGGCCGUCUUGCUAGAAAGUGCUCCGCUAACACCACAAGCUCUCGUGGCAGAAUUCAGGGAAAGACUGAAAUCAAAAGAGGACAAAAAUACUUUUGCUGCAAUUUUGAGUCGAAUUUCAAAGGUACAGAAGUUUGUUGUAUUAAGGGAUAAAAACGCCAUACUUUCGAGAGGUCCAGUUUCAGCAUCCACCAAAGCUCCUGCAGACCCAUCUACUGGCCCUAUUACCGAGGAAGAAAUCAGGGCUGUCUUGCUAGAAAGUGCUCUGCUAACAACACAAGCUCUCGUGGCAGAAUUCUGGGAAAGACUGAAAUCAAAAGAGGAGAAAAAUGCUUUUACUGCAAUUUUGAGACGAAUUGCAAAGAUACGGAAGUCCGAUGAGGCUAACUACGUGGUAUUAAGGGAUAACAACGCCAUAACUUCGAGAGAUUUAGUUUCAUCGUCCACCAAAGCUCCUGCAGACCCAUCUACUGGCCCUGUUACCGAGGAAGAAAUCAGGUCUGUCUUGUUAAAAAGUGCUCCGCUAGCAACACAAGCUCUCGUGGCAGAAUUCAGGGAAAGACUGAAAUCAAAAGAGGAGAAAAAUGCUUUUACUGCAAUUUUGAGACGAAUUUCAAGGAUACGGAAGUCUGAUGAGGCCAACUACGUGGUAUUAAGGGAUAAGUAAUUUUUGGUUACCUGUAAGCUUUUAUUGUUUGACUUCUUUUUUGGGUUGAAGUAUCAAUUUCAUUCUAUCUCGAUCAAUGGGGGUAUUCGGGUAAGAAACCAAGAACAUGCUGCACAUAGCUAAGGAUCAAGAAUAUCAGCAGUUUAUGGUGCACCAUUCUAAUUAGAGAAAAGAGCGCAGCAUUUGGAGAAGACCAAUUACUGAGCACUCAAUUAUCCCACUUUUUUGUGAAAGCAAAGAGAAAUUAGAUCAAUUUUGAAUAAUCUGUUACGGUUUAUAUGUAUAUAAAAACUGUAAAUGGCAAUGUGUGAGGUUUAUGUAAAUAAUCUGUUGCGGUUUUUGUGUAUCACUUUCGCUAAAUUUUGCAGUACUUACUUGGGUGGCACGCUUCUU
Molecule: messenger RNA, 1882 nt
Organism: Papaver somniferum (opium poppy)
Lineage: Eukaryota; Viridiplantae; Streptophyta; Magnoliopsida; Ranunculales; Papaveraceae
Product: transcription initiation factor IIF subunit alpha-like
Exons: 8
Coding region: 158-1489 (443 amino acids)
Biological process (GO): transcription initiation at RNA polymerase II promoter; positive regulation of transcription elongation by RNA polymerase II
Cellular component (GO): nucleus; transcription factor TFIIF complex
Molecular function (GO): DNA binding; RNA polymerase II general transcription initiation factor activity; TFIIF-class transcription factor complex binding
Source: RefSeq, a predicted model, not a curated record